GUAGCAUGCAGUACAAAACACGAAGGUAAGCUACCUUGACUCUUCACCUCCUGGUGUUGUCGAGAUUUUUUCUCAGCUUUAACCUUCGGCAUUUUGAUAAAUAAUGUUUGAGAUUCCAAACUGUGCAAUAUACAGUACAAAUGUGUGAAUACGUUCACGCUAUCAUAAACACGUGCAGCAACUUUUGCAGGUUCCUUUCAGCUGAUCGGAAUCGCCUCAAGCUCCCUCUGGCGCCGUGGAGGACGCGUGGAGGAACCGGACGUGACCUUUUUACAGCUGUUGUUGCGGGGACAUUUUCGCGGCAAUCUGAACGCGAUACAAAGACUGUUGAUGAAUAUUACAACUGAGUUUUUAUAUUAAUAUAGAAGAUUCAGAAUUUUUGAACAUCAGAGGACACAACAACAAUGGCAUCAGUCACUACAGAGGACAUCAAAUCUGAACUGGACACUUUCAACAUAGCCUUCAACAAUGACACUGUGGAUAAAAGCUCCAGUAAAGACCAGCUGCUGCUCACUCUUGAUAACCUGGACCAGUUUGAACAUGAAAUACUGAACAAGAAGAAAAAGCCUAAAGGCUCAUCAAAGGGAAGCCAGUUUAACAAGACAAGAGACAUCAAUUCUAUUCAGGAACUAAUCCGUGCAGAAGAGGAAGAGGAGAGCAUGCUGGAUUCCUAUUCAACACCUGCCAAAGGCUCUCAGAAGCGAGCGCUGACCACCCCAGAACAUCCUCAGUCCAAGAGAGGUGUGGCCCAACUCCCCAGUCCCAGUCUGUUGCUGUCACCUGCCAGCUUUUCACCAAGUGCAACGCCUUCUCAAAAAUACGGCAUGCGUGGUGGGCGAGGAGAGGUGGUUUCUUCGUUUGGGGCGGUGCAGGGUCCUCGUUGGACGGGUAAAGGACAGAGCUCUGUGAGAGUCGAGAUGCUGGAAGGAGGAGAGAAUUCACUCAUCAGCAGCUACAAAUACAUGUUCCAGAGACUGAGAGACGUGCGGGACGUUCUGACUGAAAAGAUUGAAGAACUUGGAGAAGAACUCCGGAGUCAUUUUAACAUAGAGGAAUUCUCUGCAGUUUCAUUACCUGUUCAGGAUAGCAUCACAGUGCUGGGCCAAGUGUGUUGUGACAGUAACGGGAAGCUCAAUGCCCAAUCUGUGCUGCUGGAGGCCGGACAGGAACAGGGGGGCAGACAGGUGCCUGUGGAUCUGUCUGAGCUCAAAGAGUUCUCACUUUUUCCUGGACAGGUUGUUGUCAUGGAAGGUAUGAAUCCCUCUGGGGAGAAGUUUGUUGCUACCAAAUUAUAUGAGGGUAUUCCCCUGCCUUUUCACUGUCCUCCUGAAGUGAAACAAGAAAUGAAUGAAGUGUCUGAGCCUGUGAUGGUUGUGAUGACUUGUGGACCGUACACCCCCUCUGAAAGUCUGACCUAUGACCCUCUGAUUGACCUCAUUACUAUCAUCAAUAAAGAUCGGCCUGAUGUGUGCAUUCUGCUUGGGCCUUUUGUUGAUUCCAAACAUGAGCAGAUUGAGAAAAACCAGGUAACGGAAACAUUUGAAACCAUCUUCAAGAGAUGUGUGGAUAGCAUAGUGGAAGGAACCAAAGGGUCGGGAUGCAGGUUGGUGUUUGUGCCGUCUCAGAGGGAUGUCCAUCAUCAUUACAUUUAUCCUCAGCCACCCUUCAACCUGAGCAACCUCAGCAAAGAUGAUUCAGCGCAAGUGACCUUAGCUCCUGACCCCUGCACGCUCCUCAUCAGUAAUGUGACAUUUGGCCUGACCUCUACAGACAUUUUGUUUCAUAUGGGAGCAGAAGAGAUCAGCUGUGGCACGGGCACAGAACGUUUCACACGGAUCAUGAAACACAUGUUGACCCAGAGGAGCUAUUAUCCUCUCUAUCCUCCUGCGGAGGAAGUUAACAUGGAUUAUGACAAGUUUCAACAAUUCAGCCAAAUGAACCUCACACCUGAUAUUCUUAUCGUUCCUUCUGAACUUCGGUAUUUCAUCAAGGAUGUGAUUGGCUGUGUGUGUGUCAAUCCUGGCCGUCUCACUAAAGGACAGGUGGGCGGGACUUACGGAAGGUUACUCAUUCAGCCAAACCCUGUGCUGGUGGAGGGGAAGAGAGUGAGCCCAUGUAUUGCAGGACAGGUGGUGAAAAUAUGAUACAAUUUAUCCUUUCUACUGCUUGAACUUUAUUAAAUCAUGUCUGUAUUUUUUUUUGUCUGUAUUAAAACUUUUCACUUAAAGUGGCUGGAAAAUAAAAUACUUU
This is a messenger RNA of Sinocyclocheilus rhinocerous, 2250 nucleotides long. Its product is annotated as DNA polymerase alpha 2, accessory subunit. The transcript is spliced from 19 exons. The record is from RefSeq and is a predicted model, not a curated record. Gene Ontology annotation, cellular component: alpha DNA polymerase:primase complex. Lineage: Eukaryota; Metazoa; Chordata; Actinopteri; Cypriniformes; Cyprinidae. Gene Ontology annotation, biological process: DNA replication initiation; DNA replication. Bases 405 to 2144 code for a protein of 579 amino acids. Gene Ontology annotation, molecular function: DNA binding.